This is a messenger RNA of Chaetomium strumarium, 577 nucleotides long. RefSeq lists its product as uncharacterized. NCBI's taxonomy places the organism in Eukaryota, Fungi, Ascomycota, Sordariomycetes, Sordariales, Chaetomiaceae. The record is from RefSeq and is a predicted model, not a curated record. The transcript is spliced from 4 exons. Bases 137 to 577 code for a protein of 146 amino acids.
CUGCACUUUCUUCAGGCCUGUGCAGAGAGCAUGAGGCAUCUUAUAAAGUCUCCAUUUGAACACCCCGAUGCGGACUUAAACGAGGUAAUAAGUAUCGACGACGCCUUAAAACAGCUUUUUCGGGCGAAUCAACAAGAUGGCCACUAAACCGAAUCGCGUUGCAACUACCGCCCAGAGACCAGCACGGAGAUGCGGUCUUCCUAGUGAGGAUUCGUACCAGCGGGACGGGCCACUGUUGUUCAUCCAAAACAUGCACCGGGAGUUCUCGGACCAGGAAAUCACGUCCUUUUUCGUGCGAAGAUCGGUCUACCUUGCGUUCUUUGGGCCAUCCCUGGUACUUUACAGAGAGACUGGGGACGGUCCAGACGGGCCCCCGCAACCGCCCCGCAAGCGUAAAAGAGAACAGGAACACAGUGCAGAGACGGAAAACGGCGCGAUACAAUCAUACGCCACUAGCUCUCAUCCGGUGACUAUCGUGUUCAAGGCUUUCGAGGAUGGCCGCCUCAAGACCAAGCGCCGAGUAACCGUCGAUCCACAAUUGGAGUUGAUGACGGCAGCCCUGGCCAAGAUACCUUGA